Messenger RNA from Lineus longissimus, 3414 nucleotides. RefSeq names its product growth hormone secretagogue receptor type 1-like. Lineage: Eukaryota; Metazoa; Nemertea; Pilidiophora; Heteronemertea; Lineidae. The transcript is spliced from 2 exons. Bases 788 to 1999 code for a protein of 403 amino acids. The record is from RefSeq and is a predicted model, not a curated record. Gene Ontology annotation, cellular component: membrane.
CAUACCCAACACACAGUACAAUGCCCAAUCGACGCACCUACAUUUCCAAAUAUGAGUGGAAUGCUUAAAUUGAGCGUGCGGACUGCCACUCGAAAUUUCAUUCUAAAGUGAUGGGACUGCAAUGUUCUUUAAUAGAGAAAACAUUACAAGGGCACUAGAUCCUUGGUCUUCUAAAGUCAAAGGAAGGGAAUUCACAUAUCACACGGGCUUCUCACCUCACCUGGAAAGGACCUGGAUUCUAUAUAGCAUUCUUAAUUUUCAGUGAGGUCAUGUUAUUAUGACCAAGAUGACUGGCCAGACCAAGCUGGCCACCUAAUACUGACAUCGACUUUAUUUGCCCCUCUCUCACACAACGACAUAUAGUAUUGUUUUCAUGUCAAAUCUCAACGGACUAUCAACGAUACCAGCCAGAACAAUGUGUUCCUACUUGACACAGCAUUUGACCAGAUUUACGUGAUUCUAAACGUCGUCAGUUUCUAAUCACACCUGACAUCAUCAUCGAUACUUCUCAUCAUAUCAAAACCACCAACGACGGUCGAUAUUAUUCGGCGACCGGUGCCGCCUAGUGACGGGAAACCACGGCAGCCAAUUGUAACGCAAGACGCAACAUCAGCAGAGCGGAGCUUGGGCGACAACGUCGACGAGAAACGUUCUCUCACAGCUGGUAUCGUCAUGGUGAUGAACUGCAAUAAAUCUGACAUUAUGGUAUCGAUGAAAUACUCUUAAGAUCAGUGACUGGAUUAUCGUAUUUUAUUCAGUAAUAUCACUAACUGUUCACGUUUAUAAGAUGUUUCUUGCAAGACUCCCAUUUGAGACUCGAUUGCGAGGAGGCAACCACACACUUUUGAAAAAUGACAUUUUCAUGUACACGGACUACUCCAGCAUACCAGAGAGUAUGGCUGCCCGUUGCAUCCUCAUGUACCUUCCACCGUUUGUUCUGACCAUCGGAACCCUGGGUAACAUCAUCACUUCCAUCAUCAUGCAACGUAUCGCCCACAGUGUCUGGUCGACGUGUCUCUACCUCGCAGUCCUACCAAUCGUGGAGACGCUCUGGCUCUGGGUGCAGUGCGGCGACAAAUGGCUGAACAAACUCGCAGACUUACAACUGUCCAAUCAACUUUUAAUGACGUCGAACGCAACAUGCAAAAUCUACCCAUUUAUUAUAAAUUUUGUCAUCCAUUUUGUGCAAUGGCUCAUCGUAGCAGCCACUUUUGAAGGAUUCUGCGUGAUACGCUUCCCAAAGCGUAGCAGGGUCAUGUGUACGUUUGAGCGUGCCCGCGCGGUCAUCAUGCUCUUGACGGUGCUCCUCAUCUGUAUUAAUGCACAAUUCUUUUGGACGUACGAACUCGUUAUGAUGGACGGACGAGACGAUAAGCCACGCGGCAUCAUGUGCACGUUCGCGGAUAAGAGCACAACAAACGUCUUUCAGGACCUAAUAUGGCCGACCAUUGACACAAUGGUUGCCGAGAUUCUUCCAAUUACUGUGAUAUUGGUGCUAACGGCCCUCAUGAUAGGGACGUACAUUAAAACAAAUGGCCGCCCGAGUAAAGAGGAGGAAAAAAUGCAUAAAUACAUGCUGGAUCCGGACGCGUUUUGUGACCUUAAAGUGAGCUACAUUGCUGUGGCUGUAAUGUAUCUAUUGUUAGUGACGCCGUUAUUUGCCUAUAAGGUAUUCGCCUAUGCUACUAAAAAGGAGAAACUGCAGGAAAACAAUGCCAGAUUUGACGCCCAGGGGGAGCUAGCAGAAGCCAUUACACUAUUUUUACUGUUUAUUUUUCUGUCCUGUAAGAUGUUUGCGUAUUUAGUGACCUGCAAGCGUUUUCGGUACGAGUUUUUACGCAUUAUGUGCUACUGCUACUAUAGAAAAUCGAGUAGGAAACGAGUAUAUUACCACGAUGAAAUCGCCCAGAAACCAUUGAUGACAGAAAAGGGCGGCAAACAGAAACAGAAAGGGAAGAGUUCAAGCCGAUGGAAUUAUGGGAAAGUGACGGAGGUCUGACACACCAUGAUCUGUAAGACGACCGACCUCGUCGCUGAAACAUCAAACUGUUCAGGGCAUUCACAAUACUGGUAGGCAUCGGUUGGGAGGCAUCCGUCUGACAACCUAGACCAUGACAUCAAACUUCAACACGUUGUGGCAUGUUGGAUGUGUUACAAUUUCUGCUUAGUUUCGCUCAAAUGGUUUUGUUGUAAUAUUAGUACAUAAAUUUUCCACUAGGAACAAGCUCUUGACUAACUCAAGAUAUAAAAUGACCUUCAGUGCAACAGAACAGAUGCCUUCCAACGACAGAUGCCUAUCAUUCUUCACAAGCUCUGAAGAUCUCGUCAAAAAAGCUGAUCCAUUUUUUGAAAAGACGUUUUCAUAGAACACAUUGAUUUGUAGAAAACUGCGAUCAUUGUUUGUAAAACUGUUGAAAGGUUACGUCAUAACGUUACUGUAAAACUUUAACUGUAAAACUUGCUCUCAGUUGGUCAAUUUUGGUCGGACCCAGUGAUUGAAAUUGAUAUACCAGUUUUCGUCUGCGAUAUACUCGCCAGAAUCCUUUUAGCUGGUGAAAUUGAGGUGUGAAGGAAAUGAAAUUCAAAAUCUUAAAACCAAAAUAGGUACACGCUGAGAGCAUGUUUUUCGGGGGAUGGUUAGUACUAUUUUUAACUCCACCUGCAAGAUGGUGAAUUUGUAGAUAAGACUGUAGAUAACACUGGUCCAUUGAGGAUGGGACCGCAUAAUCAUGUUUUGAAACAUUCAUUCUCAUGUAGACAAUUCUAUAGCCAUCAUCGAACUUCAGAGGAAAUUUAGGAUAGUAUAAGGGUACUAUGAGUAUUUACAGUACAGUACCUCCAUUGUUUCAGAGGGGAGCUUUCCCACUACCUGAUGUUUUGAUUUAUUCAACGUGACAGGAAGCAGUUUUUGACCAAAAUGCUCAAAUUGACUCUUCGUUGGAGUUCUCAACUUUCAGUUUUGCAUGGCUGCCCGACUCGCAAAAGUGCACGUUGAGAACUGUUCCGAAGAUUUCAACUUUAUCUCGUUAACUUUACAUAUAUGGAUGCUGCCCAGCCAAACGUCAAUUACAUUUAGCUUGUGUUAGCUGGAAUUUUGCCCGAUCCAGUUUAUAAGACCUGAAAAAGUCCUAGCCUAUUCUAUUGAGAGAUUUGUAACGUCAAUUUUCCAUUUGCCACAUUGGACAGGGUUGAGUAACGAUAGCCGAGGCAGGUCCAUGAAGUGACGCCAAGCAGGAAUAUAGUCACAUCUUCAUGUAUUGCUCUGAGAACUGUGGAGGACACUUUUAUAGGUCAGGCAUUGCUGCGUGAUUAUUACAGGUAAUUAUUUGUGGUGGUGGGUUAUACAAACAAACGAAAUGUAUUGAAUAACAUGUAUGAUAAAACAAAAGAUAAACGCAAUUCAGAAUUAUUAAA